Messenger RNA from Myodes glareolus (Bank vole), 1117 nucleotides. RefSeq names its product negative regulator of P-body association (gene Nbdy). The record is from RefSeq and is a predicted model, not a curated record. Lineage: Eukaryota; Metazoa; Chordata; Mammalia; Rodentia; Cricetidae.
AACCAGGAGGAAGCCAGCCCCGUGCCUGGAGGGGAUCCGCCAUCUCAGAUCUCUCGGCCUUGCCAGGGCCCACCAGAGAAAACUGACGCUCUGGUCCGGCCAUACCUAUGGGGGACCAACCCUGUGCCUCCGGGAGAACCACGCUCCCACAAGGAAAUACGCGGGAACCCAAGCCUCCAAAAAAGCGCUGUCUCCUGGCUCCGCGGUGGGAUUAUCCAGAAGGGACUCCCAGUGGAGGUAGUACCACUCUCCCCUCGGAGCCUCCUCCUGCAUCUGCUGGACUGAAGUCGCACCCUCCUCCUCCGGAGAAGUAGUGAAAUAGAUUUUUCCCAGCCUAAAUCAGUCGUUGAGAGGUUGCAGUAUGACUCCAUUUCCUUGGUGCGUUUGUAACACAGUUCACCCAUUGACAAUCAUGAAGAUUCUUGCCAACGCUACUCUGCUUUUGCUGGUGUCCCGCACCUGGAAGUUGUGUUGCUAAAGGCUCAUAUAUUUUCUACCCCAUUGACCAUUUCUCUAUUUGACUGUGUUCCUGGGAGAUCAUAUUUGCAAACUGAGACAUUGUACCAGGUGCCCAUACUGCCAAAAUAAGAUGUCUAACUCACCCACUAAAGCCAUAAACCAGUUUGUAGUCAAAAUUCUUGGGAGAUGACUCAGUGGGUAAAGUGCUUGCUGCAUGAGUGUGAAGCCCUGAGUUCGAGUCCCCAUAAACCAGGUAAAACUGGGUAUGGAACCACACAUCUGUAUCCCAGCACUCCUACGGCAAGAUGGGAGGUGAAUCCUUGGAAGCUUGUGGGCCAGCUAGCCUGGCCUCUGCACCUGUGACCAACAGAGAGACCCUGUGUCAGACAAGGUGGAAGUAUUAUGAUGUAAUGACUGUGAUUUCACCUCCAGAAUUUGGAUGAAUUUAGGACGUGGGCAAGAUCGGGUUGUAGACUUCUAGGACUGAAGGCCAUGGUGUGUGUGGAUCAUGGUAAACUCACCAAAGCAAGCCCUUGACAUGGUCCUGCAGAAGCCAAUCAUUGCUCUCUUUUGUUGACACCCAGUCUUUGCUGUAUUACAUUAAAGUUGCAUAAAUGCAUUAAUGUCCAAAUAAAUUUUGUCUUGUUGCUGUAUUAUA